This is a messenger RNA of Lepisosteus oculatus (spotted gar), 4118 nucleotides long. The record is from RefSeq and is a predicted model, not a curated record. Lineage: Eukaryota; Metazoa; Chordata; Actinopteri; Semionotiformes; Lepisosteidae.
GUUUUUCUGCAGGCCUUUCCAUGUGGAGCACCGUAAUAUUGUAGAGGAAGAUGCGCAGGAGAGAGUGUCAGCAGAGGCCUCCGUGAUGAACAGCCGAUUGCACUACUACAGCCGGCUCACAGGCUCUUCCGACAGGCUGCUGGUUCCUCCAGAUCACGUGAUCCCUGCACCAGAGGAGAUCUAUGUUUACAGCCCUUUAGGCACUGCCUUUAAAGUGCAGGGGAAUGUCGACGGGUCUGGGACAAACCCCAGUAUUGUCACCAUUUUUGCUAUUUGGAAUACAAUGAUGGGGACAUCUAUUCUGAGUAUACCAUGGGGAUUAAAGCAGGCUGGAUUCACACUUGGCAUUCUUUUAAUUAUUUCAAUGGGCAUGCUGACACUUUACUGCUGUUACAGAGUGUUAAAAUCCCGAACAUCAAUAUCUUUCAUAGAUACCUCAGACUGGGAAUUUCCUGAUGUUUGCAAAUAUUAUUUUGGUUCAUUUGGCCGGUGGUCUAGCCUAGUUUUCUCCAUGGUUUCUCUGAUUGGAGCCAUGGUGGUUUACUGGGUCCUCAUGUCCAACUUCAUGUACAAUACAGGAAGGUUUAUUUUCAAUUAUGCCCAUAAUGUCAGUGUGGCUGAUUCUGAGUUUGAAACAAAUGGAACUGAGAGAGUGAUUUGCCCAUACCGUGAUGCAGAGCACCAUGCAAAUUGCAGCGGUGACGCGUUUUUUUCGAAUGACAACAGCACGGUUACAGUGCUAUUUGACAAGUGGUGGAAUAAAACGAACACUGUACCCUUUUACUUAAUCUUUCUCCUCUUGCCCUUGUUAAACUUCAAAUCGGCAUCUUUCUUCGCAAGAUUUACCUUUCUUGGGACGAUAUCAGUGAUCUACUUGAUCAUUCUGGUAACCCUGAAAGCAGCACACCUGGGAUUUCACCUGGAGUUCCACUGGUCUGACUCAACACAGUUCUUUGUACCAGAGUUCAGGCUGCUGUUCCCACAGCUGACAGGAGUCCUUACACUUGCAUUCUUCAUUCACAACUGUGUGAUCACACUCCUGAGGAACAACAAGAACCAGGAAAACAAUGUUAGGGAUUUGUCGAUUGCUUACGUCUUGGUUGGACUGACCUACCUGUAUGUGGGAAUUCUGAUCUUUGCGUCCUUUCCCUCCCCUCCACUGUCUAAAGAGUGCAUCGAGCCGAAUUUUCUGGACAACUUCCCCAGCAGUGACAUUAUGGUCUUCGUCGCACGGGCCUUCCUGCUGUUCCAGAUGACCACGGUGUACCCACUGCUCGGCUACCUCGUCAGGGUGCAGAUGAUGGGACAGAUCUUUGGCAAGAACUACCCAAGUUUCUUUCAUGUGUUUGCUCUGAAUGUAAUGAUUGUGGCAGCAGGAGUUCUUAUGGCAAAGUUUUAUCCCAACAUUGGCUCCAUCAUCAGAUACUCUGGAGCAACAUGUGGCCUGGCCUAUGUGUUCGUAUUCCCCUCGGUCAUCCACAUGAUUUCCCUGCACCGCAGUGGAAAGCUACGCUGGCCCUCAGCUGUCUUCCACAGUCUGCUCAUCCUGCUGGGCAUCGCUAACCUGGUCGCACAGUUCUUGAUGUAAACUGCACCACCACAGACCCCAGACAGUGACACAACCCGGGGCCUGACCUGUUGGCAGAAUCGCACCCUGUAGGACAUUGUGAAGCUUUGUUAACCUAAAUCAUCUUUUGAAUACAUUAUAUGUACAGAAUAUGUAGUUUGUAUGUUAGAAUGUGUGUAUGUUUAUAUAUUUAUAUAUGCCGGCACAUACUGUAAAGCCUUUAAAUGUCUCCAGUGUUAAUUUGCAGUAAUUUCCACUCAUUCCGAUGUUUCAAAACCACUUAAUUAAGGCAUAUUAAUGAAAAACGAUGAUUCACAAUGGAUCAUCUGUCCUACAGCACACUCAACCUUUUCCAUCCCUAGUACACAUAGAGAUAAGAUUUUGCAGCACAUGUCCCUGCUCCCUGCACGCACUGCUCACCGGUCUGAGCUCAUUGUUAUUAACACCUCUUUCAAAGUUAAGUCUGAGUUUGCCUCGAAGGGCAUAGUUACAGGAAUUGCCAACACUGAAACAUGAAGCUCAUUUUCAGCUUCUCUUCAGUUUUUUUAUGUCCGUCCUGCUUGAAACACUGAACUCUUAUCCCACUCAAUUCCCACAUGAACAUGCUUCUUAAAGCAGGACCUGUCUUUUGUGUGUACACACACCGAGCAUGCAACACAUGGCUUUAAUUAUGCCACAAAACUUACAUGUAGAGAAAACAUUUCAUUCCAUUGUUAAAUCUCUUAUGUGGAUAACCAACAUGUUGCAGUUGUAGAACAGAGCUGCAUCCGCCAUUUUUAGGGCUCAUAUAAAACUGAUUGGUCAAAAAAGUGUUCAUAACUGAAAACCAUAUCUACCUGGUUUGGAGAUAGAUACAUGUACAGCAAUCAAACCAUUGAUCAUCAGUGACUCCUAUGUCUGCCGACUCACAUGUAUCUUACCUUCCUUAAACUCCAUUCUUGCGACUGCUGACAGACACACGCACAGACACACGCGUCUGGUAUAUGUUGGCUAUGAAUGCUGGGCCAGAGUGCCUGAGCAGUAGGUCUCUUUGAAGUGUAAUGUCUCCCAACAAGAGGAACUAGGAGUCUGUGUAUUAUUUAGGAUUUUACAGUAGCCUUUCACUUUCACAUUAACUACCUCAGUGCAGUGUGAGUGAAGCUGCAGGUCUUACUGUUCUUCAAGAGGACAGCUGACGAUUCCAAACUGAUAUAAUUGUAUAGAUUAAAGUGACUGUGGUGUCCUGAUGUCAACACUUCAGAAUCCCAAGUCCAUUAGUUUUGAGGGGGAGAUGCUAAAUAAGCUAAUAAAAGGGUGUGCGUUUUGUUUUUUAGCUGUGACUUUUAGGUCCAGAGACUUAGGAAUGGUACAAUUCACACGUUAACACUAUACGGUUGUAGGGAUGUUUAAGUAUAGGCUUGUCUUGUUCAGUUACAACACAUUAAUUGCAAAAAUGCACCUUAAUUUAACAAUUCCGAUUGACAAAGGGAUAUUUUAAUUAUGGUCUGAAGCCUAAAAGGAUUCUAGUGUUACUACACUUAAUACAUUUGUAUUUUUCCAUUUAUGAAGUUUCUUUAAUCAUAAAGAAAACAUGUUGUGCUUUGUAAAUGUUCCUGCAAUUUUUAAUAUUUAUUAUUUUGAAAAUUGAAAUUAAGAAUGACCUGUUUUUAUGUUCAUUUUAACAGUUCUCUAAAAAGCAAUGAAACUAAUCCAGAAAUUCAUAAUUUCAUAUUUUGUAGAUUGUUCUAAACCUAAUCUAACAAAUGUAUUCCUGGUAGUAAUUUGUUAGAUUUAAAUUAAAAUGAUAUCUGGCAUUUUACUUUAAAAGGUGUAUGUAUUUUUUUAAAGUUUAGCUCGUAAGUAUAAAUUGGGUUUUUAAUGUGGUCUGUCGUACACAUUGUGCAGCAACAAGUAGAAGUAAACAAAUACAAAUACUUGAAAUACAAGCUCUGUUCUUAUUUCUAUGUGUAAGAGGAUAAUAUUCCCUGAACUAUAGUUUUAAAUUCAAGUUUCAAGUUUUCAAGUUUAAUUGGAACAACUAUUGUUAACAGGUGCAAUUAAGGGGCUUUAUAAACUUAAACAUCUAUUGCUGUAUCAGAUGCUUUUUUACUGUACCUACUGUAUUCAGUCAGGUUGAUUUUACAAGUCAAAAGUGACAUUUUAUUAAAAUACUUCUCUGUUCAAGAAAUGUAUACAGGUGAGUACAUAACUGUUUUAAAAUUAAUCCAACAUCAAUCUUUUUUUUUCAGUAGCAUAUUGGAUUUUCUGAUGAUUUGAAGAUCCAAUAAUAUGGUAAAAGUUCUUGAGAGAAACAGUAUGAUGUCAUAAAAGUUCCUUCAGAAUAUAAAGCCAAGUCUGUUCUUCUGUUUAUUACACAUUUAAAUAUUUAUGUACAAAUUAUAUAUUGACAAACAUGAGUGCAGUAAUGUUACUGAAAUGACUGCCUUAUACCUAAUGAUUAACACAUUAGAUAUAACACUAGCUUUACUCUGUAAACCAGGAAUUCCCAAUCCAGGUCUUUGCCUCCAGUGUUUUUUAUUUAAUUAUUUGAUUGUAUCCAGGUUUAAUAAUU